This is a messenger RNA of Chelonus insularis, 1128 nucleotides long. It is a transcript of the gene dbe, whose product is annotated as KRR1 small subunit processome component homolog dbe. Gene Ontology annotation, cellular component: nucleolus; small-subunit processome. The transcript has 2 exons. The coding region runs from base 97 to 1122 and encodes 341 amino acids. Gene Ontology annotation, molecular function: RNA binding. The record is from RefSeq and is a predicted model, not a curated record. NCBI's taxonomy places the organism in Eukaryota, Metazoa, Arthropoda, Insecta, Hymenoptera, Braconidae.
GUGUUUUCUUCAAUCUUUUCGUGGAAGUUCAUCAACAAAAAAUAAAUAAAAAGAAGGUUUAAUUAAACUAAAUUUGUAAUUGAUAUAAAUAAUACAAUGAGUGAUUCGGAAGAAGAUAAUCCAACCUCAAAGACUGGUCCAGUCGAUGAUGCUUGGAACAUGAAAAUUCCUGAGUUCAAACCAGAAGAUAACCCUCAUCGGCUACUGAUAGAGAGCUCUUUUGCUACACUUUUCCCUAAAUACCGGGAGCAAUAUAUCAAAGAAUGUUGGCCUCUGGUUCAGAAAGCAUUAGAAAAAUAUGGAAUUAAAGCAGAAUUGGAUCUAGUUGAAGGAAGUAUGACUGUAAAGACCACAAGAAAAACAUGGGAUCCUUAUAUAAUUAUUAAAGCGAGGGAUAUGAUCAAACUAAUAUCACGUUCAGUCCCUUUUGAGCAAGCAGUGAGAGUUCUUCAAGAUGAUAUAGGCUCUGACAUUAUCAAAAUAUCAUCGUUAGUUAGAAAUAAAGAAAAAUUUGUUAAAAGAAGACAAAGAUUGAUUGGGCCAAAUGGAUGUACUCUCAAAUCUAUUGAAUUAUUAACUAAUUGUUAUGUGCUUGUUCAAGGACAAACCGUAGCUGCUUUAGGACCCUAUAAAGGAUUACAACAAGUUCGAAAAAUUGCAGAAGAUACUAUGAAAAAUAUCCAUCCAAUUUAUAAUAUAAAGGCAUUGAUGAUAAAAAGAGAGUUGGCAAAAGAUCCAAAAUUAAAGGAUGAAAAUUGGGAACGAUUUUUACCUAAAUUCAAGAGUAAAAAUAUAUCGAAGAGGAAAGAACCUAAAGUUAAACGAGAAAAGAAACCUUACACUCCAUUCCCACCACCACAGCCAGAAAGUAAGAUUGAUAAACUCAUAGCUAGCGGAGAAUACUUCUUAUCAGACGCUCAAAAGAAUGCCAAAAAGAAGAAGGAACAGGAUGCCAGACAUGCAGAAGCUAUGAAGAAGAGAGAAGAGCGUAGAGCGCAAGCAUUUGUUCCACCUGAAGAAACGGAAGUACCUAAAACUAAAAAGAGGAAAAAUGAUAUAAAUAUUGAGGAAAUCAAAGAAAAAGUGAAAAAAAGUAUCAAAAAGAAACAGAAGAUGAAGUAAAUAAUG